This is a messenger RNA of Osmia bicornis bicornis, 2013 nucleotides long. RefSeq names its product retinoblastoma-binding protein 5 homolog (gene Rbbp5). Gene Ontology annotation, cellular component: Set1C/COMPASS complex. The record is from RefSeq and is a predicted model, not a curated record. Lineage: Eukaryota; Metazoa; Arthropoda; Insecta; Hymenoptera; Megachilidae. Gene Ontology annotation, molecular function: protein binding.
UAUAUUUUACAAUUGUUUAUUCAUCAAACGAACGAACUGCGCCCUACAGAAUGAACGAGAAACUAAAUUUCUGGUCUGUUUUACCUUGUUGACGUCUUUCGCGAGUGAACAAUCAACGAAAUCGUAGUUUUCAAAUUACUUCUACCUGGAGACUUGUACAUCAUCCGCUGAGUGCUCGUUUUGCUCUAUCCGGCCCAAAGAAUGGCGCUCUGGUCUCCAUUUGGACAUUCGUUUCGCAAAAAUGUUUAUAUUACAAAUAAAUUAAUGCAGGGAUUUUUCUAGGGACUGGUGUACCAGCAGCUCGAUAGCCUAGGGAAAUUUCGAUAUACCUACUCUUUGAUAAUUGUGUUGUAUGUAUGUAAGCAAAACAAACAAUUGUUUAUACGUAGUACCGUCCCAAAACAAUACUCAAGAAAAUUCUAUGAAAUAGACAUAUAAACAAAAGUGAAAAUGAAUUUAGAAUUAUUAGAAUCAUUUGGUCAGAACUAUCCAGAGGAGUUUGAUGGCACUUUAGAUUGCAUAUCAUUAGCUGUUACUUGUACAUUUAACAAAAGAGGAACUCUUCUUGCUGUUGGGUGUAAUGAUGGUAGAAUUGUUAUUUGGGAUUUCCUAACCCGAGGUGUUGCAAAAAUAAUUAGUGCACAUGUACAUCCUGUGUGUUCAUUGAGUUGGUCUCGAAAUGGACAUAAAUUAUUAAGCGCUUCUACAGAUAACAAUGUUUGCAUAUGAUGUUUUAUCGGGAGAAUGUGAUCAAAAUAUAGAUUUCCUUCUCCUAUAUUAAAAGUGCAAUUUCAUCCAAGAAAUCUUAACAAAUUUUUAGUUUGUCCCAUGAGACAUGCAGCAGUAAUGGUUGAUGUCGAGGGCACUCAUAGAGUUAUACCUCUUGAUGAUGAUAGUGAUUUAAAUAUAGUUGCCUCUUUUGAUCGCCGUGGAGAUUAUGUGUAUACUGGAAAUGCUCGUGGUAGGAUUCUAGUUCUUGAUGCAGAAUCCUUAAAUGUAAAAGCUUCUUAUAAAAUUUCACAAGGAACAGCUAGUAAUACAGCUGUAAAAAGUAUUGAAUUUGCCAGACGUGGUUCUUGUUUUCUAGUAAAUACAUCAGAUAGGGUUAUUCGUGUAUACGAUAGUACGGAAGUAUUGGCUUGUGGUAAAGAUGGUGAACCUGAACCAAUACAGAAGUUACAAGACCUUGUAAAUAAAACCAUGUGGAAAAAAUGUUGUUUUUCUGGAGAUGGAGAAUAUGUAUGUGCUGGAUCUGCAAGACAACAUGCUUUGUAUGUAUGGGAAAAAAGUAUUGGAAAUUUGGUAAAAAUUUUACAUGGAACUAAAGGAGAAUUAUUACUUGAUGUUGUUUGGCAUCCAGUGAGGCCAAUUAUUGCUUCAAUCUCAUCUGGUGUUGUUUCCAUUUGGGCCCAAAAUCAAGUUGAAAACUGGUCUGCAUUUGCACCAGAUUUUAAAGAAUUGGAUGAAAAUGUUGAAUAUGAAGAAAGAGAGAGUGAAUUUGACCUAAGUGAUGAAGAUAAGUCAGUAGUACAAGGUGAAGAAGCUCAGGAUGAAGAGAUAGAAGUAGAUGUUGCUUCUAUUGAUAGAGUAGCUGCUUUUUGUAGUUCUGAUGAAGAAAUGGAAGACAUUGGUUCAUUGCAAUUUUUACCAAUAUCACCAGAUGUAGAAGAUUCAGAAGAUAAUCAAACAACACCACAUGAACCACCUAUGAAGAAACAUCGUUCUCAUGACAUUCAUUUGCAAGGUGCACCAGUAGAUGAAACUCAUCCAUUAUUAAAUAAAGGGAAAGAUAAACCAACAACAAAAAAAGGAAGACCGCGGUUGGAACAUAGAAAAGGAAAAUAAUUGACAACAUAUUUAUAAAAUAUGUCAUAAAAUGCAUUAAUACUUCCUAUGGAAUGUUUCUUACAAACUAUUUAGUCUUACAUGUUUUUGUAUCGAAAACUUGUAUAAGGGACAUAAAGAUAUAAAUAAAUUUUAUAUAUGUAUAUUCAAUAAAUGAAUUAAACUUGA